Laetiporus sulphureus 93-53 is the source of this 1645-nucleotide messenger RNA. RefSeq lists its product as uncharacterized. The record is from RefSeq and is a predicted model, not a curated record. The transcript is spliced from 5 exons. The coding region runs from base 19 to 1446 and encodes 475 amino acids. NCBI's taxonomy places the organism in Eukaryota, Fungi, Basidiomycota, Agaricomycetes, Polyporales, Laetiporaceae.
GUUCUCUCUCACCCAGGCAUGGCUCAAGUUGAACUGCCGCCAGAAAUAUGGAGACAGAUCAUGCGAUACUUGCCUAACUUCUCGAGGAGAACGUGCUUGUUUGUCUCUAUGCUUGUCCAUGAUCUUGCGGCGGAGAUCCUCUUCUCGACCGUGAACAUCCACUUUGGUGCUUGGGAACAUUCUCCGACGCCUCACGUAAGAGGCUAUGCAUUAGAAAGAGCGAGAGCCUCGGCUUCGUGGAAUAUAUUACAACGGAUCCGCAGCGACCCGCAGUUUGCGAAAUACGUCAAGAAAGUGAUUGUCUAUUCCUACGCCAGACAUCAUGCCGUCUUCGAACGAUGCUGUCUGGCCGAAACGUUGGGAUAUCUGAAAGAUCUACGGUCGUUCACCUGGCAUGGGUCAUCCCCGAAAGUAUCCACUGGUGUCUUGACUGCUCUGAAGGAGUCCUGCCCCCAGUUGGAGGAACUCACUAUUCCUAUUAAAGCGAUGUUCGAGAAUCGCGUUGAUCAAUUUGACAAUCUCCGCGUCAUGGCAUUCACGACGGAAGACGACGAUUAUGUUGGUGCCGACUUGAUAUUUAAUCAUUCUUCCGAUCGAGAACGUGCUCAAUAUCGUCUCAAUCUGGAGUCGUCUUCCGAUGCACUCCUGGCGUUGCGGACCCCAUACAUCGCGGCAUUGCACGACUCCAUGCAUCGGUUCUACCAGCUUACAGAACUCGACAUCUUGAACUUAAAGGACAUGGAUCUUUUCGCCUACAUCCUUCGCAAUUGCGAGCAGCUGGAGUCAUUCAGCAUCUUACUGAACGGUGCAGUUAAACAGGUUCAAUUAUCGGAUGUACUUGCUCAACAUACGAACUCCCUUCCUCGUUUACGUUUCUUCAAGCUGAUCACUUUAUCAUUAGAUCACACCAUUGACGCAGAUGUCGAGAUUUUGGCUGACUUCGUGCGUGCCAAGCAAGAAUUACGACGGUUGUUAUGCACUGUUUACUUCAGUUGGGACAAUAUACGGCCAUAUCUCGACGCGGUAUCAGCUUUGAAGCAUCUGCACACCUUUGCGCUCGAUGUACCCGGUGCUCUCGAUGCCGCGAGUGCAUCCUGCGUUCGCCACUAUAUUCCCCGGCAUAUCACCGCAUUAUGGCUAGUGUUUGAUUCCUGCGAGAGGCAGCUUCUACGGGAUAUAUGGACCCAUUUCGGAGACGUCCGAUUUGCGUAUGUUCGGUUAUGGGAAGAGUCCAACGGUUUCACUGUCGAAGAUCUGGUAGAAACGACUCCUCAGUCGCAGCUGGUAGUUCUCAACGGAUCCUUUCGUCACGUCGAACGCAGCGGUGACCCCGUCCAGAUCUCUCCGCCAUGGUCAGCGCGGAAGGUUUUCUUUCGGUCAGUGGAUGACUUUGGGUGUGAGGACUGGGAAUGGCUUGCCAGACACCACGAGAUUGUGGUCGAGUAAAGCGCAGUCAACGUUCUAGCAUACCGUCGUUCGCUUUGCACGGGGAGGAGACUCUCGUAACCCUAUGUUAUUUACAUCCGGAGUUGCCGGGCACGAACAAAAUUAUGAGAACAGCUUGCACAGAUGUAAAGCUGCCUGUACUUGAUCGCAUAACGUCGAUUAAUGCCAUGGCUGCACAGAGAUGUCAAGCUCAUGGAAC